AAUGUGGCUGUAAUGUGCGCGUUCCCGCGAAAUAUCUGUCGCGCCAAUGUGUGGUUAUGUGGGGGCUUGUUUGACUCGGCGAUUCUAAAUGUUGUUCAUGCAACGAUGGAGCCAUAUGAUGGAGCGUUGAUUUGAACAUCAGUACAAUGUUCGGUGUCACACGAGUUCCCUAAAAAUGGCUGUCUGACUUUUCUGGGAAGCAAGAAAACAAGUAGUGGUGCUUCUGCUGCUGGCCUAGACAUUUGACAGCAAUGGAUAGUACACCCGAUGGAAAGCUGCUAUUUGUCUUGCCUGAAGGCACAGCAGCAGUGGAUGCAAGCCCUGCAAUGCAGGCAGCUUUCAAGGCUGCUGGCAUAGAUUCUAUGGAACCGAGUUGGAUCACAACUCGCUCAUGUCUCACAAAGAAGCACCGAGACCCUACAGAAGUGUAUGUUUGUGAUCCAUUUGAAGGCCCUGCAUUUGAGCAUCUGCGGCAAAUUCAAGCUCGAGUUGUGGGCCCACUCUGCGUGUCUAUGGCUAUUCAGGUGCAGGAACCUCUGCCCCGUCGGCCAGAGCCUGUAUUCAGCCUUUCCUUUCGAGGUCUGGUUAUCACAUGCUCUGUGCUGGCCAGUGAAGAGAGGGCACGCAUCAAAGACCAAGUGGAGCUAAUGGGUGGCUCCAUUGUGGCUCCGCUGACAUCUAGUGUUACGCAUGUUGUGGCUGGAGACGUUGGAUCCAAAAAAUAUCAUGUAGCUGCCAAUCGGAAAAUUCCAGUGAUGCAGCCAAGCUGGGUGCGGCUCUUCUGGGAGCAGGAGCAACACAAGUUAGCUCAUGCUGCUAGCCCCGCAUAUUCCCACCUGCAGUUGCCAGCCUUCAAGGGCCUUGUUAUAACGGUUUCGCAGGUGCCAACUGCUGAACGUAAGCAGCUACAAGCCCUCGUAGAGUCCAACGGAGGCUCUUACUCUGGCCAGCUACAUUGCAAGAAGACAACCCACGUGGCUCUCUUAGAAGCUUCUGGGGACAAGUACAAUUAUGCUCGCCUUUGGAAGCUGCAUUGUGUCCACGUCCGCUGGCUAUAUGAAAGCGCACAAGCAGGCUAUGCCCUUGAUGAGUCACUUUAUGCUUUGGAACCAGCUGACGUCUGCAAAAAAUCAACACCUAAUCGGUCUUGUGCAGAUGAUGCUUUGCCUUCGUGGGACUGUAGUGUCAUCAAAACUGAGGAGGCCACUCACAUAAAUGAUUCUGUGCGCUCAAAUGAGAGCACUCUGACCCUGCGUGAGGUCAAGCUGAAAGAUCCAGUUGAUAAUAUUGAUGUUGAUAAAUUGUCAUCAUGCUGUGGUCAGUUUCUGGACGGGUGCUGUGUACUUCUGUGGGGCUUUGCCCAAGAAAAACUUGAGAAAAUGCGAAAAGUUAUCAAUGCAUGUGGAGGAGUGAGGCUUGAUGAAUACAAGGAAGAAGUUACCCAUGUAGUAGCUGCUGAAGGCCUUCACUUCAUUUCAGAAGUUAUGAAAAUGAUCAAGAAGCAUGGUGGUUCACCUUAUGUUGUGUCUGCACGAUGGUUUACUGAAAGCUGUGCUUCAGGCAAACUGCAGAAGAUCAACACAUACCUGCUGGCAGAGCUACACUCUAAUGUUGGAGGUGGCGAGCUGCCUGCAAAUUGUAUGCCCAACACCAUUGAGACUCAUAGGAAGUCUGUGACACUAGAAUGUGAAAAUCCAUUUCCAUCUGAUCUUAGUGAUAUUGUAGAGCAGUACAGGGUCUCAAAUAAUGGUAGUAUGAAUAUCAGAGAUGGUGCAUCCACUUCACAUCACAAGAAAAAUGAAGCCACAAUUCCUGCAUGCAAUAUAGAGAAGACAAGUGCAGCGUUGGAUUCUCUCGAAACCAGCAUGAAAAACAGCACCAUGAAUGAAAAACUAAUGGAAAGGUACGAGUCUGCUGAUGCACUCUUUACAGGUAUGCUUUUCAGGAUACACGAUUUCAAGAAAGAAGAUGAGCUAAUUUUGGAAGAGUACAUCACACAUAAUGUCCUAAAACUGGUCAUUGUAACAAAUUAA
This is a messenger RNA of Dermacentor silvarum, 2033 nucleotides long. Its product is annotated as DNA topoisomerase 2-binding protein 1-like. NCBI's taxonomy places the organism in Eukaryota, Metazoa, Arthropoda, Arachnida, Ixodida, Ixodidae. The transcript has 5 exons. The record is from RefSeq and is a predicted model, not a curated record. Gene Ontology annotation, biological process: mitotic DNA replication checkpoint signaling; DNA replication initiation; mitotic G2 DNA damage checkpoint signaling. Bases 252 to 2033 code for a protein of 593 amino acids.